This is a messenger RNA of Vespula vulgaris, 5701 nucleotides long. RefSeq names its product ras-related protein Rap-2a (gene Rap2l). Gene Ontology annotation, biological process: negative regulation of cell migration; Rap protein signal transduction. Lineage: Eukaryota; Metazoa; Arthropoda; Insecta; Hymenoptera; Vespidae. The record is from RefSeq and is a predicted model, not a curated record. Gene Ontology annotation, cellular component: plasma membrane. The transcript has a single exon. Gene Ontology annotation, molecular function: GTPase activity; GTP binding; GDP binding. The coding region runs from base 152 to 697 and encodes 181 amino acids.
GGUGGUGGUGGCGGCGGCGGCGGCGGAGGAGGCGGCGGAGAGGAGGAGGAAGAAACGAGGAGGAGCCACCGCCAACGAUCACCACGACGACGACGACGACGAAGAGGACGACGACGACGACGACGACGACGACGAGGAGGACGACAACGAGAUGCGCGAAUUUAAAGUUGUCGUGCUCGGCUCGGGCGGGGUGGGCAAGAGCGCGCUCACCGUUCAAUUCGUGUCCGGAUGCUUUAUGGAGAAAUACGAUCCAACGAUCGAGGAUUUCUAUCGCAAGGAAAUCGAAGUCGAUAGCUCGCCUUGCGUACUCGAAAUUCUCGACACCGCCGGUACCGAGCAAUUUGCGAGUAUGCGCGACCUUUAUAUAAAAAAUGGUCAGGGUUUCGUCGUCGUUUACAGUCUGACGAAUCAUCAGACCUUUCAGGAUAUCAAAGCGAUGAAGGAGCUUAUAACUCGUGUCAAAGGCACCGAACGAGUACCCGUACUACUUGUUGCCAAUAAGCUUGACCUAGAACAUCAACGAGAAGUCGACACCGCCGAGGGAAAUGCAUUGGCACAACUUUGGGGUUGUCCUUUCGUCGAGGCGUCCGCUAAAAAUCGUACGAACGUCAACGAGAUGUUUGCUGAAAUUGUGCGCGAAAUGAACUUCAGUCCCGAAAAAGAGAAGAAAAGCUAUUGCUGCUGCAGCGUCCUCUAAUACUUAAUCAAACGUUUCUUUCUACCGGCAAUUCGUUUAUUCGUAUAAUUAUAGAUAGCUACGUUAAACUGGCUAAUUGGCACGAACUACCUAACGAAUCUUUAUCUUUAUCUUUCUUUUUCUUUUUCCUUACUUCUUUCUUCUUUUUUCUUCUUUCUCUUGUUUCUUUCUUCCCUUUCAAAUCUGCCAGGUUAUGCGACCCAUUCGACUAUCCUUUCAAACUAAUUUCUUUUGGAUUGUACCAAGAAUUUUGGAAAACAACUUUAAGAACUUGCAGCUGCCCAUUGGAUACUUUUUUCUAAUCACAAAAUUUCUUUUCCUCUCUCUCUCCUUUCUUUCUCUUUUCUUUUUUCCUCUUUCAUAAUUUCAUUAUUUUUUCUCUUAGAACUCAGCCAAGCCAUGCGACGAAUUCGCCAACCUUCGAGACUAAUUUGUGAUUGUACUGAGAAUUUUUGAAAGCCAACGUUAAGGACUAUAUAUGCUAGUUCAGUUCUUUUUCUAUCGGAGGAUCAAGGUCUGCCGUUUUUGGCGACCAUCAAACGGAUAUUUUAAUAUACAUGGAUAGUAUUAUAUGUAAUAUUAUUGUAAUAUAUAAUGGUACAUGUAAGGGAGCAUAGAAAAGGGGGCGAAUUUCUUUGGUAACGGACCAAUAUUCCAAAGUGACGAACAUGGAUAAAGCCAAGAGCAACAUUUCAACUGGCCUGCGUUUGUUAAACCAAACUCGAUGUUAAUACUGUCUUUGAACAUUGUUCGUCGUAUGCUGGUCGAUCUUAAUUCAUUUGGAAUCGGAGAACGUAAGAGUAGCUUGCGUUUUUUCUUUUUUUUUCUUUUUUUUUUUUUCUUUUUUAAAGAAAGUCACUGUGAUGGUUGACUGUCCUUACGACGACAGUCGUGCUUUUUCUCUUGUGAAGAAAAUUUGGAGUGACCUUCGUAAGAUACAUUAAACGGAUAAGAGGUUUUAACAAUUUAUAAGUUUUUAUAAGCAUCAUCGAGGGAGAAGAGAUCUGUAGAAGUCAUUAACGAUUUUGGUUUGUACGCAGGACCAAGAUGUUGAUCUUGGACAAGUUUUGUGCAAUGAUUUGCGUCAAUAGUAUGUUACCUAUGCUUAAGUGUCGGAGGCCUCUUUAAAGGAUAUGUCGUGUAAAAGAAAUUAUAUACGACUUAUUUUAGUGGCUUUCGUAUUAGUUGUACAGUACACUAGUUCUAAAGAAAUAUUUUAUAGAAAUGAAGCAAAUAAGAAGAACAUCGUAAAUGGAUAUUGAAAAAUUGCGUUUGAGGUUUCAGUGUUUUGCUAAAUAUCCAUAAUUAUCAAAUGCGAUCUUUCUUCUAUGAUAUUCUUCUACUUUUACUUUCUACUCGUACUUUAUAUAAUUAUGUUGAGAUCUUUCUUGCAUAUCGCUUGCAAUAAAUGAAAAAUCGUUGGUGGCUUGAGUAAAACGCGAUGGCGACAAAACUGCGAUAUAUUAAUCUUUUUCGAAUUAAAUUUUGCCAUUUCUGACUUUUAUAUCAUUUUAAUUCAAGAAAAAAUGAUCUUAUCAUUAUAUCAUUUUAUAUUAUUAAAUUCGGAAAGAAAAAAAAGAAACAAAGAAUUUAAAUUCAUGAUUAUGCAAAGAUUGCAGAGACACAUUGAUCCCAACGAUUAUAUCCAAUAUGUAGUACUUGUAACGAUGUCCAAAGUGUCCGUUGCUUUAUACAAACGCAGUAUCUCCUGGCGCAAUUCUACAUCGUCAAAUGAGUCAAAGGAAAUAUAUAAAGAGAGAGAGAGAGAGAGAGAGAGAGAGAGAGAGAGAGAUAGAGAGAGAGAGAGAGAGAGAGAGAGAGAGAGAGAUAUCGAUGAGUGUAAAGAAGAAAAAGAGCAGUUCUCCCUAUACGUAGCAGUAGAUCGUGUGUAAUUUUCUCGUGUGAUCAAAAUCAUAUAAUACGAUGUUAAAUAUCGCUUUAAUACCAUUACAGUCAUUACAUAGACUCGAUCUAUUAUUAUUAAUUAAUUAAUUAGUUAUUAUAUCAUUGUUAUUAUUAUUAUUAUUAUUAAUAUUAUUUAAAAUACGUUCUAUCAUAAAGAAAUAGCCAUUAAUAAUUUUUGAAGAAUCAUCGAUUAUUAUAGUCUUUCUUUCUAAUCUUAACCAAAUAAUUUGAAGUUAUCUUAUUGUUAAAAAAAAAAAUGUAUUUAUAAUUUGUAUAGUAUCAUACUUCUUCAUGAGAAUACAUAUUUCUGGGAUUGACUGUGCCGUUAAAAAAAGAAAGAGGGAGAAUAGAAGAAAAAAAGAAAAUGACAAACAAGUAUACGCGCGAUAUACAUUUCUCCUUUCAAUAUAUUGAAUUUACCAAAAACUUCAUAAUGAAAAAGAAGAAAAACAGAAAAUAAUAUAAUAAUAAUAAUAAUAAUAAUAAUAAUAAUAAUAAUAAUAAUAAUAAUAAUAAUAAUAAUAAUAAUUAAACGAUGAUCGAACUGAUGUAUAGUAAUUUUUAUGAAUUGGUAUAGUUAGAAACAGUCCGAUGAGUGUUAGUAAUAAUGAUAAUGAUAAUGAUAAUAAUGAUAAUGAUGAUAAUAAUAAUAAUAAUAAUAAUACCAUGGGAGAAAAGAAGGUAUCAUUAAUAAUGUUUAUUGAAAUACAGACAAAGCUGUUGUUGUGAUGGUGUAUGUACUUUUAAUAGAAAAAAUACACCAUGGUUGAGAAAUGGUGCUAACAUGUCUCCGGCUAAACUAUGCUAAAGAAUACUAAUCUGAUUUUUGUAAAGGCCAUAUUAAAAUUAAAAAAAGGAAGAAAAAAAAUAGAAAAGAUAUACAGAGACCGACUUUUUGGCAACUUGUUAACGCAGCCAUCCGUUUAAUUAAUUUUUUUUUUUCCAACAUAUUUUUUUCAACUCAAACAAAAAAAGAAACAAAAAAAAUGAAAAAGAGAGAAAGACAAGAAAAGAGAGAGAGAGAGAGAGAGAGAGAGAGAGAGAGAGAGAGAGAGAGAGAGAGAGAGAGAGAGAGAGAGAGAGAGAGAGAGAGAGAGUGCUGAAGACACACAACUAUUUUUUAUCACUUAGAAAUUUUUAUAAUCCUGUUGUGAUCUUGUAGAUAUACAGAUAUUGCUUAUUUUUUAAUUGAGAAAAAAAAUAAAUUGACAUGAUUGUCAUUGAGAAUUUAUUUUGAUGGUUGAAAAGAAAUCUCAUUGAAGCAUAAUUGAUAUAGUUAUUUCUUUAUAUAUAUAUUUUUUAUUUUAUUAUUUUUAUUAUCCAUUAUUUUUUUUCUUAAUCUCAAAUUCUACAGAUCACACACAUAUAAGAAGGCGAGCAUAUCGUCUGACAUAUAGCUUCUCAAGUAUGUAUAUACAUACGUUCUUCAUCACAUCAUAUAUACGAAAUUUUUCUAUUCAUAUAUAUAUUUGUACGAGGUCUUUUCUAUUCCUAAAAUCUUCUCAUAUUGUAACAAUAUGCUCGUCUAGCUCAAAAUUGCAUAAUAUUUUUCUAAUAAUAAAGAGAAAAAGAGUGUUCCGAUAAGAAACAACAUUAUGAUUAACUUUUAUUGAUAUUACAAAAAAUAAAAGACACCAUAAAAAUGAAAAAUAAAAUAAAUAAAGGAAAAAAAGAAAUAAAAAAGAAAACAAAAAUUCUUUAAAAUUGUUGUUUUUGAAAACUGAUUUUGGAUGUCGAUGCGAAUGAAAAUGAAAUGAGUGUAGUUUUUUAAAAAUCAGAUUCAGCAUAUCAUAUAUAUAUAUUUAAGGACCAGAAUUUGUUCCUUUGAAUAUUAUUAUUAUUAUUAUUAUUAUUAUUAUUAUUAUUAUUACUAUUAUUGUUAUUACUACUAUUAUUAUUGUUAUUAUUAUUAUAUUAUUAUUAUUAUUAUUACUAUUAUUAUUAUUAUUAUUACUAUUACUACUAUUAUUAUUUAUUUCUUUUUUCUUUUUUUACGACUGAAAAAAACGAAUUUGUUUUAACCUCUCUAUGUAAACGAAAAAUUAAAUCAUAUUGGAAAACACGGACAGACAAACAGAAACAUAAAAAACAUACAUUUUGUGAGUAAUGUGCAUAUAAUUAAUAUUUAAAUAUAUAUAUAUAUAUAUAUUAUACAUAUAUAUAUAUAUAUAUGUAUACAGACACAAACAUACACACAUUUCUUACGCAAACUGGGUCACAUCAAUUGGAUAGAAAAAGAUUAAUAAAAAAAGAAUUAAUAAAAUAAAAAAAAAAAAGAAAAAGAUUAAUAACGAAAGGAAAGAAGAAAAAAAAAGAAAAUGGAGAAGAGAGAGAAACACGACAAAUUUAGAAUAUAUGUCGGCCUUUCAGUACUACCUGUGCGUAUGAUAUUGAGUAUGUACGAAAUGCGUUAUAUAUUUUUUACAAUGUGAAGGAAGAAGAGGAGGAAAAGGAGAAGAAAAAGAAGAAAAAAGAAGAAGAAAAACAAGAAAAAAGAAGAAGAAAAAUGGAGGAAAAUCUGUAAAUAUAUCAAAAUAGCGUUAGAAUUAUAUAUGUAUAUAUAUAUAUACACACACAUAUAUAUAUUAAUUAAUUAAUUAAAUAUAAGAAAAAUAUAUAUAUGUAUAUGUAUAUAUAUAUAUGUAUGUGUAUGUAUAUAUAUAUAUAUAUAUACAUAUAUAAUUGAGAAGGGUACCGAUUAUCUCUUUGACAUUUGAAAAGAUGAUGAUGACAGGUGGAUAUUAUAGCAUACCAGUAAAAAAAUGUGCAUCUCAUAUUUAUAGAGAAAGGGGAGUCGGGGGUAGGAGCUAAAGCUGAAAUUUUUCUUCUUCGACGGUGACGAAGAUUGAUAACGUCACACAUGUCGAAGGAAACGUUUUAUCUUUGAUACCAGAAGAAAAGAAAAAGAAAAAAAAAAGAAAAAAGAUCAUAUGGGUGGUCCAGAAAAAAGAUGGCGAUAUAUGAUAGAUAUAAUAAUGCGAACAUAUUAAAAAAGAAAAGAAAAAAAAAGAUUCUCUAUAGAAAGAAAAAGAUAAUAAGAGAAAACAUAGCUUGACUUGCUGGUAAAAAAAAAAAAAAAAAAAAAAAAGAAAAAACAAA